Molecule: messenger RNA, 435 nt
Organism: Letharia lupina
Lineage: Eukaryota; Fungi; Ascomycota; Lecanoromycetes; Lecanorales; Parmeliaceae
Exons: 3
Coding region: 1-435 (144 amino acids)
Source: RefSeq, a predicted model, not a curated record
AUGUCGCCCACCAUCGUAGAUUUGACCGUGGCAAGCCCCGCUGUGACAAGGGUAUCUGAGGAGCGGCAGGAGGAGACUGCACGUUUCGAGUCGCGCGAAGUCUCUUGCGUGUACCGGAAGAACAAAACUGAAGAUGAUGCGGAUCAGGAUCAAGAAGAAGACGAAGACGAAGAAGUCGGUACCGACACUAGAGAUGAUGAAGACGACAGCGAAGAUAGCGAUGACGCGAAUGGAGAAGAUGAUGGUGGUGAUAAAGAGGAAGAAGAGGACCGUCCCCACAUUUUCUCCAAUGGGGCUCCACUAAUUCAUGCCGACGGUGUCAAAAGGUUGCGAUCAAGGUCUGCAACCUGCACAAAUUGUUCGGAAGAAUUCGACGUGACAGACAAUGGAAAGGACAGCUGUGUAUGGCACCCCGGCGAACGAGAGCCUGACUAG